Sphaeramia orbicularis (orbiculate cardinalfish) is the source of this 3596-nucleotide messenger RNA. Its product is annotated as potassium voltage-gated channel subfamily KQT member 3-like. Gene Ontology annotation, molecular function: voltage-gated potassium channel activity. The record is from RefSeq and is a predicted model, not a curated record. Gene Ontology annotation, biological process: potassium ion transmembrane transport. Gene Ontology annotation, cellular component: membrane; voltage-gated potassium channel complex. NCBI's taxonomy places the organism in Eukaryota, Metazoa, Chordata, Actinopteri, Kurtiformes, Apogonidae.
AUGGGGCUCCGGUCCAGAACCGUCGCUAGCGGCUCGGAGGAGCAGAAGCAGAAGCCUUCGGGCGCGGAGCUGCUGGACCAGGGCACCGGGGGCGCGGAGAAGGAUGGCGCACUGCUGCUGGUGGCGGCCGGCGGCCGGGACGACUUCAAACGGGGCUCUCAGGGCAUCGGCAUCGGGCUGCUGGCCAAGACCCCCCUGAACUACACCCGGCCCACCAAGAGGAAUAACAUCCGCAAGAGGAGGAUCCAGAACCUGAUCUACGACGCCCUGGAGAGGCCCCGGGGGUGGGCGCUGCUCUACCACGCCUUCGUGUUUCUGAUCGUUCUGGGAUGUUUGAUUUUGGCCAUUUUGACCACGUUCAAGGAACACGAGAAGACGUCCGCUCACUGGCUGGUUAUACUGGAAACCUUCGCCAUCUUCAUCUUUGGAGCCGAGUUUGCGCUGAGGAUCUGGGCGGCCGGAUGCUGCUGUCGCUACAAAGGAUGGAGGGGGAGGCUGAAGUUCGCACGCAAACCCUUCUGUGGUCUGGACAUCUUCGUGCUGAUCGCCUCGGUGCCGGUGGUGGCGGUCCGGAACCAGGGGAAUGUUCUGGCCACGUCCCUGCGCAGCCUGCGCUUCCUGCAGAUCCUGCGGAUGCUGCGUAUGGACCGACGAGGCGGAACCUGGAAGCUGCUGGGCUCGGCCAUCUACGCCCACAGUAAGGAGCUGAUCACGGCCUGGUACAUCGGCUUCCUGUCCCUGAUCCUGGCCUCCUUCCUGGUCUACCUGGUGGAGAAGGACGACGUCUCCAUGGACGCGGCGGCCGAUGAAAACCCCACGGCUCAGCCCAAAGCGCAGGACUUCGACACCUACGCCGACGCCCUGUGGUGGGGGCUGAUCACCCUGACCACCAUCGGAUACGGAGACAAAACCCCAAAGACGUGGGCGGGGAGACUGUUGGCCGGAACCUUCGCCCUGAUUGGCGUGUCGUUCUUCGCGUUGCCUGCAGGGAUUCUGGGUUCAGGUCUGGCUCUGAAGGUCCAGGAGCAGCACAGACAGAAGCACUUUGAGAAGCGCCGCCAUCCGGCCGCCGGACUGAUCCAGUCCGCCUGGCGAUAUUAUUCCACUAAUCCAAUCAGGGAAGACCUUAUUGCCACGUGGAGGUUUUAUGAAACCAUCAUCUCUCUUCCCUGUUUCCGGAAGGAGAACCUGGAGGUGAUGGCCAGUCAGAAGCUGAGUUUACUGGAGCGUGUCCGCCUCCCGAACACCAGGCCGUCGGUCGGGACGGGGAAGAAGCUGACGGCCGACUCCAUCGAAGAAAGCCCCUCGAAGGAGCCCAAACCCGCCGGCUUCAGCAACCGAGAACGUUUCCGCACCGCCUUCCGCAUGAAGGCCUACACCCUCCGCCAGAGCUCCGAAGAUGCCGGGGCCUUGGCAGAUCCAGCCUUAGAGGACCGGGGCUUCCCCCCAGACAUCCUCAUGGAGGAGAUGAUCCCCACCCUGAAGCUCGUCAUCAGGGCCGUCAGGAUCAUGCAGUUCCUCCUCAAUAAGAAGCGGUUUAAGGAAACUCUGAGGCCUUACGAUGUCAAAGACGUGAUCGAGCAGUACUCUGCCGGACACCUGGACAUGCUCUGUAGGAUUAAAUAUCUGCAGACCAGGAUCGACAUGAUUCUGGCCCCCGGACCCCCCCUCACCCCCAAAAACAAGAAAACCACGAAAACUCCCUUUAGCUACCCGCCCAAUCAGUCGCCCAGGCACGAGUCCUACCUGGCCAAAGCCGCCUCCAUGCCCGACGCUGAAGACCAAAGCAUGAUGGGUAGAUUUGUCAGGGUGGAGAGACAGGUGGAGGACAUGGAGAAGAAGCUGGACUUCCUGGUGGACAUGCACAUCCAGCACACCGAGCACCUGCAGGUGGACUCCGCCGGCGCCGCCCACAUGACCUUAGAGACCUGCGACCCGACGGGCGGCGGCGAGAUCCGGCGGCUUUUCUUUAACUACGCCGAGGCGUUCCCGCACAUGACGUACCAGGUGCCUGUGAGCAAGGUGAACGGCAGGGGGGGGGUAGCGGGCCUCCGGACCACCGGCCCCCGCCGCUCACACCCACGCCACGCCCCCGCCGCCAUUCCCACCUACACGGAGCGGCCCACCGUGUUGCCCAUCAGCUCCUUGCAGGACUUGUCGGCGGGGCUGGGCAGGACCACAGGGGGGGGGCGGGGGGGCGACUCACCGCUGUCUAUGCUGUCGGUGAACCACGAGGAGCUGGAGCGCUCGCCCAGCGGCUUCAGUAUCUCUGGAGAGAAGGAGGCGGAGGAAGGGGUGGAGCUGACAACGGGGGCAGGGCCGGCGACCGGAGACGCCAGCUGGACGCGACCCAGACCCAGCUACCUGGCGGAGGGGGAGACGGACACAGACACGGACCCGUUCACGCCCAGCGGGGGGGGGCCUCUGCCGCUGUCGACCACGGGGGAGGGCUUCGGCGACGCCGUGUGGAGCACGCCGCCCUGAGGGGGAGGGGCUUUGUCUGUCAACCCUCCUCCUGAAGCGAUCUGACCUUAAGCCAACCCAUGCCUCUAUAGACCCACGUCAGUCUGGGUCAAAGCCACGCCCCUGGACCGAACCACGUGGAGGGAACGGGGGUGUGAAGUCCGCCUUGAUGCUGCGAGGCCGGCGCCGUCCAGUCAGAGCCACGGCGUGGAGAAAAGACGGGAAAGCGGAGCGUUUGUAAAGUAGAACCCUGUACAGAACAUUAAUCAACAUACUAUAUACACCCAAAGCUUUAUCGCUGCAAAGCCAACGCACUGCAUGUGACGCAUGCGAUUUUUAGUGUAGACACUGCGAAGUUCAGGAUUUCAGGAAACAGAAAAAGAGGUCGAAUGGAUACAUUUACCUGCUAUGCCAUUUUCUAACACGUAUUUUUUUAUAUGAAUACAUUCUCAUUGUUUUUUGCAUGGUCUGCAUGAUGAUGCACCAUCAUAGAGGAGGGGGAGGGGCGAACUGGAACCAAAAGUCUCCUGUCUGUCUGAUCCGUGUGUAUGUGUGUGUGUGUGUAUGUGUGUGUGUAUUUGUUUGUGUGUUUGUCGUGGGACUCUGGUAACGCAGGAAGCUGUGUUUCUUCACUUUUACACUGUUUUUUUUUUUUUUUUACGCUGUUUUAUUUUUUUGUCCAACGCUCAGUCGUUUCGUGCUCUCCAGUCGUACGUCACCACUUUAUGCACAAACUUUCCACUUGAACAAAGACACUCAGAAUUUGAAACACUAAAUCUCAGCUGCUUUGUUGGCACAUGAAUUCAGGGAUAUAAAACCGCUUGGACUUAAAACCCUCAACUUUAUCAAUCAGUCAGAAAAUAACAAAUUAUGGAGCCGAAUGUUGUGUUCAGACCAAACUUGAAGCCAUCUUUUGCCUCAGGUGUAUUUGUGGUGUAUUUUGUAACCUGAGAAUAAUCACCACUGCGGUUCGUAGGGAAGUCUAACAGUAUCUGGUGCAACAGUUGGGUUUCUCCAUCCUUCUCCUUUACGAUCUGUGUCAUUUUCUGUAACUUUUACCAUCUCAUCUGUUCGUGCCUGGAAGACAUUUUGCUGGUUGUUGAAACUACUCCUCAACAUCAGUAAUUUUAUAA